Molecule: messenger RNA, 5553 nt
Organism: Xyrauchen texanus (razorback sucker)
Lineage: Eukaryota; Metazoa; Chordata; Actinopteri; Cypriniformes; Catostomidae
Gene: abcc4
Product: ATP-binding cassette, sub-family C (CFTR/MRP), member 4
Exons: 30
Coding region: 114-4088 (1324 amino acids)
Biological process (GO): monoatomic ion transport; transmembrane transport
Cellular component (GO): plasma membrane
Molecular function (GO): chloride channel activity; ATP binding; ATP hydrolysis activity
Source: RefSeq, a predicted model, not a curated record
GACAUGUGCAUGUUACAAAGUUAUACAACAGUUUAUAAGGUAAAUUUAUCACACGGAUCGCAGGUUAUGCGAGAGGUACCAGUAUCUGAACUGCGGGGAGGCUGGAGACCGACAUGGAGCCAAUAAACAAAGAUGCCAAAACCAACCCGGCUGCCACGGCGAAUUUAUUAUCACAGAUAUUUUUCUGGUGGCUGAACCCUCUUUUCCGUAUUGGAUCUAAGAGAAGACUUGAAGAAGAUGACAUGUACACGGUGCUUCCCGAGGAUCGCUCUAAGAAACUUGGGGAGGAGCUGCAGAGAUACUGGGACCAAGAAGUGGAGAAAGCAACCAAUGAUCUCAGGACACCCAAACUCAGUAAAGCCAUUAUCAGGUGUUACUGGAAGCCUUAUGCAGUACUGGGAGUAUUUACCUUUAUAGAGGAGACUAUUAAAGUGGUGCAGCCAGUGUUUUUGGGAAAACUUAUUCAGUAUUUUGAGAACUAUAAACCUGAAGACAUGCCAGCAUUAUACGAGGCUUAUGGGUACGCAGUGGGCAUCUCUCUCUCGACCCUGGCUCUGGCUUUACUGCACCACCUCUACUUUUACCACGUCCUGAGGGCUGGAAUGAAAAUCCGCAUUGCAAUGUGUCACAUGAUCUACAAGAAGGCACUGUGUCUUAGUUCCUCUGCUAUGGGCCACACCACCACAGGGCAGAUUGUUAACCUCUUGUCCAAUGAUGUCAACAAGUUUGAUGAGGUGACUAUUUUUCUACACUUCCUGUGGGUGGGGCCUCUGCAAGCUGCAGCUGUGGUUGGUCUGCUUUGGUAUGAAAUCGGACCAUCAUGUCUUGCGGGAAUGGCAGUUUUGCUCUUUCUUAUGCCACUUCAGACCAUGUUUGGAAAACUGUUUUCAAAGUUCAGGGGUAAGACCGCUGUAUUCACUGACACUAGGAUACGCACCAUGAAUGAGGUUGUAUCUGGUAUACGUAUCAUUAAGAUGUAUGCAUGGGAGAAGCCAUUCGCAGCGCUGGUUAAUGAUGUACGAAGAAAGGAGAUUUCGAAAAUCAUGAGUAGCUCAUACCUUCGUGGAUUGAACAUGGCCUCGUUCUUUGCUGCAAGUAAAAUCAUCGUGUUCGUGACAUUCACCAUGUACGUGCUGGUGGGCAAUACCAUCACAGCCAGUCGGGUGUUUGUAGCCGUGUCGCUGUACAGCGCCGUCCGCCUCACCGUUACAUUGUUUUUUCCUUCUGCUAUUGAGAAAGCAGCCGAGGCAGCCAUCAGUAUACGUAGAAUCAAGAAGUUCCUCUUACUGGAUGAGUUUGUGAAAACCUCUGUUCCACUUUCUCACGAGGAGGAGAAGAAAGAGGUGUCUGUGGAGAUACAGGACCUCAUAUGCUAUUGGGACAAGACUCUUGAUGCUCCAACACUCCAAAAUGUGUCUUUUACUGUAAAGCCAGGAAAACUUCUGGCUGUCAUUGGUCCUGUGGGUGCUGGCAAGUCCUCUCUGCUCAGCACUGUCCUCGGGGAGCUUCCAGCUGAAAAGGGUGUUGUAAAGAUCAAAGGUGAGCUCACCUAUGCUUCACAGCAACCCUGGGUCUUUCCAGGCACCAUUCGGAGCAACAUACUGUUCGGGAAGGAGCUGCAGCCACAACGAUAUGAGAAGGUCAUCAGAGCAUGUGCACUCAAGCGGGACAUGGAGCUGCUCCCUGAUGGGGAUCUGACAGUGAUCGGAGACAGAGGGGCAACUCUCAGUGGAGGCCAAAAAGCUAGAGUCAACCUGGCCAGGGCCGUGUAUCAGGAUGCUGAUAUUUACCUGUUGGAUGAUCCAUUGAGUGCAGUAGAUUCUGAAGUGAGCAGACACCUGUUUGAACAGUGUAUUUGUGGUAUUCUGAAGCAGAAGCCCAGGAUCCUGGUUACUCACCAGCUGCAAUACCUGAAGUCUGCAGAUCAGAUCCUGGUUCUAAAGGAGGGUCACAUGGUGGCACAUGGCACAUACUCCGAGCUGCUGCGUUCAGGAGUGGAUUUCACUUCUCUGCUAAAGAAAGAUGAAGAAGAAGAGGCCGUGGGAGAUAAAGGAGAGGCUCCUCGCUCCCCCCGCAGUCGAACCCUCUCCCAGAACUCUGUCCGCUCACAGACUUCAUCAGUUCCCUCCGUUAAAGAUGAAUCUGAUCAGCUGCCGGCGGAUCAUGUGCAUACCAUGGCAGAGGAGACUCGCUCAGAGGGGACCAUCGGCUUUCACCUGUAUUGGAAAUACUUCAGAGCUGGAGCCAGCUUCUUAAUGCUGAUCUUUCUCGUGAUCCUCAACAUCCUUGCACAGGUUUCUUAUGUUCUUCAGGACUGGUGGCUUGCAUACUGGGCUUCAGAACAGGAGAAGCUGAAUAAUAGCACUUUCAAUAAUGGCAUCAGUGGUAACACUACUCAAGAACUCAACCUUGACUUCUAUCUUAGUAUCUACGCAGGUUUAACAGGAGCGACCCUCAUCUUUGGUUUUAUGCGUGCUCUGAUGUUAUUUAAUGUGUUUGUGAGCUCGGCCCAGACGUUACACACCCGCAUGUUUACCUGCAUCCUGAGAACCCCGGUCCGUUUCUUCGAUAUCAACCCUAUUGGAAGAAUUCUCAACCGGUUCUCCAAAGACAUUGGCCAGCUUGAUUCUUUACUUCCUUGGACAUUUGUGGAUUUCAUCCAGGUGUUUCUGCAGGUCAUCGGUGUCAUCGCUGUGGCAGCGUCAAUAAUACCUUGGAUUCUGAUUCCUGUGCUGCCCCUGCUGAUAGGCUUCCUGUUCCUGCGACGCUACUUCCUGCGAACCUCGCGAGAUGUCAAGCGCCUUGAAUCCACCACUCGAAGUCCUGUGUUUUCCCAUCUGUCGUCUUCACUGCAAGGCCUGUGGACCAUUCGCGCUUUUAAAGCGGUGGAACGGUUUCAGCAGACGUUUGAUGCCCAUCAGGAUCUGCACUCAGAGGCCUGGUUCCUGUUCUUGACCACUUCACGCUGGUUGGCUGUGCGUUUGGAUGGAAUGUGUUCAGUGUUUGUGAGCAUCACAGCCUUUGGAUGUCUUCUGUUAAAAGACAGUAUGGAGGCAGGUGCUGUGGGUUUGGCCUUGUCCUAUGCAGUCACACUGAUGGGAAUGUUCCAAUGGGGUGUUAGACAGAGUGCCGAGGUGGAGAACUUGAUGACUUCAGUGGAGAGAGUGGUGGAGUACACAGAGCUAGAGAGUGAAGCACCUUGGGAAACCCAAAAACAGCCUCCUCCAGAUUGGCCAAAUCGGGGCCUGAUAACCUUUGAUCGGGUCAACUUCUCCUACAGUGCUGAUGGACCUAUAGUCCUCAAGAACUUUACAGCCAUGUUCAGACCCAGAGAGAAGGUUGGAAUUGUUGGACGCACCGGUGCAGGGAAAAGUUCCCUGAUAUCAGCGCUGUUCCGUCUGACAGAGCCAGAAGGGAAGAUCUUCGUGGAUGGAGUGUUGACCUCUGAGAUCGGCCUUCAUGACCUCCGUCAGAAGAUGUCCAUCAUACCACAGGAUCCUGUUCUGUUCACUGGAACCAUGAGGAAGAACCUGGACCCCUUUAGCCAGCACUCAGACCAGGAACUAUGGAGCUCUCUGGAGGAGGUCCAGCUGAAGACCGUUGUAGAGGAACUGCCAAGUAAACUCGAGACCGAACUGGCUGAAUCUGGAUCAAACUUCAGCGUGGGUCAACGGCAACUCGUCUGUCUUGCUAGAGCCAUUCUGAGGAAGAACCGCAUUCUCAUCAUUGAUGAGGCCACGGCAAAUGUAGAUCAUCGGACAGACGAGCUUAUCCAGAAGACCAUCCGUGAGAAGUUUAAGGAGUGCACUGUCCUCACCAUUGCACACAGACUCAACACGAUCAUAGACAGUGACCGUAUCCUGGUUCUGGAUGCAGGUCGCAUCCACGAGUACGACAAUCCCCAUGUUCUCCUAAAGAACCAGAAUGGGAUCUUUUAUAAGAUGGUCCAGCAGACCGGAAAAGCAGAAGCGGCCUCGCUGGUCCAGACCGCCAAACAGGCGUACAUGAACCGCAGUCCAUCCCACCUGCCCAACGGCUUUGCCACCACAGAAGAUGGCAGUCUGGUGAUCUUUGAGACGGCGCUAUAACAGCCCUGCUCCCACCAAGUGCCAGAUCUACAUGGGGCACAGCUGCUUCUAGCUACCCAAAGCACUCUCCUUCUGAAGAGGGCACCAGGACAGAAGUUCGGCCCCCCCUCCCACAGACACCAUUACGAGAUCUCUGCUCAGCCAGGCUGAGAGUUGUUGGAGCCUGUACACACGUACACUUAAUAGAUGUGUGCUAAUGUCGGAUAAAAAUGCCAAUGACUCCAGAGAGGAAAGGGUGAUUGCAACAAUCACAAGAGGAUGCAACAAUUAUGCAUCAACUUUAUACACCAGCAUUCUGAUUUAUCCAAUAAAAUAGUGAUAGACUAGGUAACUUAAGAUGACUUGAUUGCAUCCUGCAAAUUAUGAUUGGUUUUCAUACAUGCCUUAAUAUAAAGUAUAUUACCAGGACUGAAAGAUAUUCGUAAAGUCUUGUAUGGGACAAAGAGGUUGCUCAAUCUAAACACCGUGCUAUUAGCUACACCAGUGGCUACUUAUAUUUAGUUAUACAGGUGCCUUUACUUUGUAAUUUGUGGUUUCACAAACUGCAUAAACUGGCUGGAUUCUGACAGCAACCAUAAGACCUUAUAAUUACGACUGCCUUGAGACAAGCCAGGUUUAUAAGGAAGAUCUCAUUGUUUUUUAUAUUCUUAAUUAUUCUUAAAUAUUCUUCUUAAAAAUACUUAAUUAUUUAAAAGAUUCAAAGUAGCUUUGAGAGAGUGUAUAAAAACAUACAUUUGCUGAGGGCAUUCUGUUAAUGCUGCAUUAUUUUGAAUGUGGAAACUUAUUAUUACUAGUCUUGACAUGCAGUUCCUGUGCAAUACAAACAAGACUGGGCAUUGCUUUAGUGUUUAAUGUAGACUCUACAUGUAAUGCUGUCCCUUCAACGUUUUAAAAAUAUAUUUAUACUUUUGUUUUUGUAAAUUUGAAAGUGUGAGAAUGAAAGGGAUGUAGAGUUGAAUGAUGCCAGUAGAGUUUCUCUCUACUGUUGAUCCGAUUUAUGCCUUAAUGUCUCUUAUGUAUUUUCAUAAAUGACUGAACAUAUUUUUUGUUUCAUCUGUACAAAGAUAAAAAAGUUGCAAUAUCUGCCAAAAAAAAACUAUUUUUUUAUGAUAUGCAGGUCAGUUUAACACCUCAAUUUAAGUUUGGUCUUGCAAGUUAAAUGUUUGUUGUCAUAUAUAACAAGUAGGGAAAAUAUUAUAUCAUACUUAUAGCUGUCUAGUUUUGAAACAUAAAAUGUAUUUACCCUCUCACUUUGUGUUCCAUUUUAAGUUAGUUUCCACUGGUUUGAAUGAUCAGUAUUUAAUGUUCAAAGAUCUGUUCUUACUGCAAAAGUAUGUUUGCUAUUUGCAUUCAUGUUCAAAAGAAUUAUUGUGUAAUUGUCAUAUGUGUAGUUGUCAUAUUUCGAUUCAAUUACUUGUUUUCAUUAUUAAAAAUGUCUAUUAUUAAAAAUAUAACUAUAUGAUUA